CCGGGGGCGCGCGGCUGGACCCUGCCGGCCCCGGGCGGGCAAAGGGGUUGAGAAACCCCGAGCUCAGGGCCCAGUGGCAGCGGCAGCAAUGCCGAAGCGAUGCUGCCCCUUUGGGGACGCGACCCCGCUGCAACUCAAGGUCAGGGUCGGCCCGAAGGAGCUGAGCCGAGGCGUCUUCGGAGAGCGGUAUACGCGGGAGAUCUUUGAGAAGACGAAGCAGCUCUUGUUCAGGGGAGCCCAAGCCUACAUGGACCACAUGUGGGAUGAGGGCUGUGCUAUGGACCCUCUUCCAGAAACCACAAAACACGAGCAUGAAGCCCCAAGGGCAGUGUGCACUCUCAGCGGGCAGAUGCUGAUUGGACAAGAUGGGAAACUGCUCAGGAGGUGCUCCCAGGCCCGGGAUGAUACAGAUUCAUCAGAGGGCAUAUCCAAAGCCUGCUCAUCCUGUGUGAGAACUGUCCGUGGGAAAGAGGCCUGUAGCCAGUGUGACCGCUUCCUGUGUCAGAGCUGCAUCAGAAUCUGCUAUGGCUGCAAUGCUGCAGUCUGUUCGCUGUGUGCUGUUGUUAAUUACAGUGACUUUGGUGAGAAAGCACUCUGCAGUGGCUGCUCCAUGUUUGAAGCCUGAUGUUCACUUGGAAGGGACUACCUCUCCUGGCUGGGAGGCCUCACACCUUGGCCAUCUCCAUUUGCACAGCUAAUACUAGUGUGUAAAUGGAAGAACUACAGGAUUUUGUGGCUUGUAUGUUUAUAUUUUGUACUCUAAAUAGAAUAAGUAACAGAAAUGAAUAAAACCUUUUU
Gracilinanus agilis (Agile Gracile Mouse Opossum) is the source of this 798-nucleotide messenger RNA. It is a transcript of the gene SIVA1, whose product is annotated as SIVA1 apoptosis inducing factor. The record is from RefSeq and is a predicted model, not a curated record. The transcript has 4 exons. NCBI's taxonomy places the organism in Eukaryota, Metazoa, Chordata, Mammalia, Didelphimorphia, Didelphidae. Gene Ontology annotation, biological process: extrinsic apoptotic signaling pathway. Gene Ontology annotation, molecular function: CD27 receptor binding. The coding region runs from base 89 to 625 and encodes 178 amino acids.